GCACUCGGUUCAGGCUUUAGGGAAGUACCACGCUACACGUCAAUGAGGCUAACGCGAAUAAACGCAAGAGGAUCGUAAAAAAAAAGCGAAAACGAAAUCCCUGAGCGUACCAGCUUCUACUCCGUCUUCCUUUUUUUUUUCUUCACCUGAAGGCUCCUGACUCCUCGCCGAUUGUGCUAGAAUUGUGACGUCAGAGACACACGCUAAACAUUCUUGCGUGCCAUUUUUGGAUAAAAAGAUAUUUCGAUGAAACAUUACUUUAGCACACUUUUAAAAUGGUUCGAAAACCAUCUCUUUCCCUUCAUAAUCGAUCGACAGUUGUAAAAUGACUGGAAUACGCAUAUGCAAAGUUAUUGAUUGACAAGGGAAAAAAUAGUUUAAAAAAAAUAAUUUUACAAGUGUGCCAAAGAGAUUUGUAGUGUAGUUUCAACAAAAUGUUCUUUUAUGUAAAAAUGGCACGCAGAAAUUUUUAGCGUGUAUUUUCUCGCGUCUGACGUCACAAUCUGACAUGUCCGAGGAUCCAGGAGCCUUAAUUCUUCUUCGAUUCAUCGCCGAAAAUUAUGUUUGCGAUCGUUUGAUUUUCACGCAGCACUUUUACAGGGUUUAUAAUUUUUGUGGGGUGGAAAGGAGGGAGGGAGGUAGGAAAUAUUGUACGUAGGGUGAGAUCUGUUAUUAAAGAAAAGAAUUUAUUUCAAGUGUGAUCUAAGAGAGUAUAGCGAGUUAAAAUGUUCAACAAUUUCUAUAAUAUUUAAAUAAGGAAAAUGUAGAUUUCGUUUUUGACAAAUAUAACUGAGUUAUUCAAGUGUCAAAAAUUAAAAUAAUACAAUAGCAAAAUACAGGAUUUUUCGAGAAAUCUUUCGAGAAAUUAUAUUGAUAUUAGCGACAUCACAAAGUGUUCUUUCGUGUAAUAUUUAUAUAUAAUAUUAAUACUAUCUCUUUCGAGCUUUUACCUUUUUCCUGUAUCAAGACUAUUUUGAAAACUUUCCAGAAUAGACAAUUCGCUCGUAUCGAAUAAAGCGAACUGUCCUUUUUUUCUCUCCCUCUCUCGCACAAUUCAGUUUUCGUUAAUUGUAUAAUUUUUCCCCCGAUUUUUCUCUUUGUUGCAAUUUCAGCAUGUAUUUUCGCUUCGUUAUAAUACUAUUUUCGUAGCGAGAUUUCUUGCCUUUCUCCCUUAGAACUUAGACCCACUUCAACUCCCAUUUCGGUCGCACUGUAAUAUUUAUUUCAGAAAUCCUUGACAUGUGUUGCUCAUGAUUAAAAAAAAAAAAGAUGAGAAUAAUCCGUUGUAUAAAAAUUGAAUCGGGACCUUCGUGUGAAACUUACGUGCACAAAAAUAUCCAAUAGUCUUCACAAUCUCAAUACACUAGCACCGCACUUUUGCAAUAUUUAGAUAUUCUGGAAACGUACCGUUAAUCAAAUAAUUCCGCGAUUUUACUCGUUAUCAAUUAAAUAUGCAUAAUAACUGGUUAGCCACGCAAUUGGUAACAAUUGAUAUUUCCGAUUGUAUAUAUACGCGAUGUCGUAUUAGCUCAAGUCUUGACUCGAAGAGAACUUGCAAGAUUAUAUUUAGGUCUCGAUAGUUUCGCAAGGAUAAAUCCACCCUCGGAAAUACAAUCCCCCUUCACAUUUUUGCGUUUAGUCGUAUUAGUUCGUGUGUGCUCUAUAAAUCUAUAAAUAGUCUAUACCGUUUAAUCCUGCCUCCCAGCCUAGAGCGUGCGUAGAGAUGUGAAUUUUUAUUCAUAAUUCAUAUAUGUUUAAUCGAACGAUCGCGAAUUGAUGGUACGCUAUAAAGAGCAGUUUUGAAAAUUGAAAGACAAAAAAGAAUUUUUUAAAUAGCACGUUUUAUAAAUGAGAGAAGACGCGAUUUUUCUCGUCGGAAAUAUGGAAAACAGCUAAUGGAACAUACGUAAAUUAGCUACGAAGUCUCGAAAAGUCGAGCAGUUUUGACCAUUUUAUAUCAAGCUGUGAUAAAAAAAAGCGAUUUGGUAGGAGAUUGUAGAAUCUUUUCCCUCGUCAAUCUUUUUUUAUUGUCACCUGCGAAAAAAAACUUGUAAACUCACAUCUCUAGUUGCAGCGUGGUACUAAAGUUCCCGCAUUCACCACUAUUACACAUACACACGCAAAACAUACACGUACACGUCAAUUAUGAAACUUCUUUAGGAACCUUUUUUGGAACCAUUACGUAGCGCCCUGUCACGAAUCACGAACGUAUUUUGCCACCUGUCACACAGUGUGUCCCUGAUAAAAAAAAUAUGUACAAAGAUACCCCAGAUUCACGUCACAUAUUGCUCUCAUUCAAGUUCAACAAUCCUCAUCACAGUUAUAUAUGUGUAUAUGGACACCGUAAAAAAUCAUCUCCACGGCUCUCCCUCCUCAAAAUUUAUUCAAAGUGUACCCCCCCAUUUUCUUCUAGUAGAAAAAAAAAAGAAAAGACCCACACGGUAGACACGAACGAUCUUAGAUAUUCCGCCCCUUGUAGUAGGAAAUUUUCGGCGAUCUCCUUCUCUUCAUGUUCAAAGAAAAUGAAUUCUUAAUCGCGGACGAAAGGAGCUGAAAAUUUUCUAUUCGCGAUGUACACAUUAUUGUUCGAAUGUAUGCUCUCUUCUCUCUGCUACGAAUUCCUCACUCUCUUCGAUAAUUCUCAUUGCCAUAAUUACCAUAUAUUUAUUGUAAGAAUGUUCACGAAUUUAGCAAUAAUAGUUUGACGCCUGGAUGAGCGAUAGAAGAUUUUGUCACAACUGGAUGGAUUUCACUCUACAUCCUCUUGAUUUAUUAUUAUUUUUUUUUAUUGCAAAUUCUCUAGAGAAUCGUUCUUUCGUGCUUCUCGCGGUAUCGUAUCUCGAUAGCGGUUCAGGGAUCAAUAUAUAAAUAUAACCCGAGCGUGACAGCCGAACGACUGUUAUGUAUCGAAUAGUCAAUCGCAGAGAAAUUUGCAGCGGAGACAUAUUUUAUAAAUAGUUGACCCUCCAUUGCACGAUAUUGGCAAGGAUACAAAUCACGCGACCUGGAUUUCUACUGUAGAAAUGUUGCCGCUUUUAGAAGUUCCCUUAACAAGAACCAGCCAGCGAUCUUUUGCGAGAGGAGACACGCGUUUUCGUAUUUUUCAUACAAAAUUUGCUGUUUUUUUUUUUUUUUUAUUUCUAUUUUACUUUCCAAAUUGAUUUUAGUGUGGAAAGAGAAAUCUUGCAAUGAAGGGUUGAUCACUUGCGUUAUGGAUCAGAUUUCGUUCUGAUGGAAGAAUUUCACUGCGACAGUGAUUAAACUCAUUCUUCUAAAAAUCGACAAAUUUUUUUGGGGGACAUUUAAUCGUUUGCGUUUUUUUUUUUUUAAUGUAUUUAGAAAAUUGGAAAAGUUUGAAAUGUUAAGUCUGCUAAUUCUUGUAAUUCAAAGCGCGAUUAGUAGAUUCAUAUAAAAGGAACACUUAAGAAAUGAGGUCUUCAGGAUAAAGUUUUAAUUUUCCUAAUGUUCGGAUAUCACUCAUAAUUAUAUAUAUAUUUGAGAACGAUAUUCUGCAAAAAAAAGAGAGAGAAAAAGUUAAAUUUCGCCUAACACAUUUCAGCUGAUUGUAGAUAAAAACUUGUCAUUGAUAACUCACGAAUGCAAUUAGAACGCAGCUUAAUCAAACUUUUUUAAUACAUUCUAUGAACUUGACCACGUUUUUAUAUAGCAUUCUUAUUGUCACAUAAAACAUUCACAUUCUUAUUCUUUGUAGCAAAUUCAGGAUGCCGCAUAAAUUUUUUACUUAAAAAAAAAUAGAAAUAUGCACAUAUUGGCGCGUAGCAAAAUUCAUUUAAUGAAAAUAGUGCCAAAUAUUUGAUAAUUAAUUAGAGCGAAAUGACCCCUUAAGUUUCUUCUUUAAAAAAGCUCUACUGCAUGUGAAUAUAAAUGCACUUCAUUUUUAUAGCUAAGGACAUGAUCGAUCAAUUUUGACGUAUUUUGGAGUAAAUUUGGUCACAAUUGUAAUUUUGAAACAAUAUUUAUAAAUAAGCAAUUCAUUAAUUGCUCUUUUGCAGAGCUCUUUUUACUCCGAUUCGCAAAUAUUUGUCAAGAAUAUUUGUCGUCUGUCCAAAUACAUAUAUCCGGCAUGUUUCGGCUUUUAAACUUUAUUAAGGAUAAAAGACAAAAAAUUGACAUUUAAAUAUAAAAAUCGAAUAAGCCAGUCUUUUCUAUACCGUUGCAAACGACAACGCAAAAGCGCAUUGUGUUCCUAUAAUAUAUCUUAAUCUCUCAGUGUCAAACAUUUUUAUAAGACUGUCGAUUUUAAUAACGAUAUUUAUAACGAAGUCCCAAUAUAAGAUCGAGUGUUAAUUUACGUCACGUGUAGUGUUCUCGUUGGAACAAUAUUGUUUGUCUUCCAAGUUUGUAAUUUCGCUAUAAUUACGUCGUUCUUUGGCUUUUAACAUCUUGUCUCUUCCGAUGGCUUGCCAGACUAGCAAUAAAAAAAAAAAAAAAAAAAAAACGAGUCCCCCUCAAUUGCUCCCCCAAUGUAACUUCGAGCUCGCUCAUCUUCCGUUUCCGGUCUGCAAAGACGACGUUACUCGCGUGUCAACUGACUUCCGCUUCGAUUUGUGAGCGUUCGAAAUGUACGACGUCCGUAUACAGGAUGCCCCAUUUGCUGACUGAGUGUCCUUUUUACAUACAUCAUCUGUAUAAAAAUAUAUUUGGAAAUUUAUCGAGAGAAAAGAUUCCCAUUACAUCUUUUUUCUCAGUACACUUCAAGGGCUGCAUCCUCGAAGAGUCCGAUAAAGACUUUAAUCAAACGAAUCUUGUCAGCUAGAAAAAAUUCCGCGAUCAUCCAACCAUCAUCCUCUUUCAUUACUAAUUAAUUCAUUACUAAUUCCAAGGAACAAUCAGCAGGAUACGGUGGGACACCCUGUAUACGCACACACACGCACACACACAUACACACACGUGUAUGCAAGAGCAUACAUAAACAUAAAAUUCUGUACAAUUAGAGAAGCCGAUUUAACGAUCGGGAAAACAAUGACUUGUGGCGAUGGACAAGAAAAUUAAAGCAAAAUACACACAUCGUAGUAGUAAAAAAAAAAAACGUCGGGGUGUCCGUCGUUUCGGCGUAACGCUCCUUCCCCCCGCCCCCCGUUUGUAAUUUGUGUAACACUUUUUGAUCGUUUAUCGAUAUACCGUACACUUGUUAACGCUAUAUAUAUAUAUAUAUAAUAUAAAUAUAAAUAUAUAUAUAAAAAAAUAUAUCUGUUUUACGCGGUGAUUCUCCCCCGAUCGAGACGCGCCAUUUUGUCGAUUGAUCCGAUUCGAUUUCGAGGGAUCGAUAUAUAUCGAUGGAAGGACGUGGGGGAAUUACCGGCGUCCCCGAAGGACGAGAGCGGUAUUCCAAGCGUAGGGAAAUCUAUUGUACAUUGAUUAUUGAUACAUUAAUUAUGAUAACAAUAAAUUAUAUACAAAGUCAAAGAGGAAACGUUAUAUACAUAUAUAUAUCGGAUCAGUCUUAGUUUUUUCCGAACACAAUAGUUCGUUUCGUUCUCCAAUUCGUUUCUUUUUUACCCUCGUUUUUUUUUUUUUUUUUUUUUUUUUCAUUUUGUUCCGUCCACGCGGUUGAUGACUGACGUUUUAAUUUCGGAGCCGAUGUAUGCACGGACUCCAGGUGGUUGGUUGGUCUCUCUGCAUUUUUCUUCAUUUUAUUACACGGAGAUCGAAUCUCCGUUCUCCCUCCGAUUUGCGAUGCGCGAUUUGUCCUUGUUCUCCGUUUUUUUUUCUUUUGACUCUUUAUACCGUAUCUCUUUAUACCGCAAUGCCGGAUUCGUCGCUCGACCGGAUGGCAAUAUAUGUAUGUCGAAGCCGACAAGCAGGAGAUAUCUAAUCAACGGGAGAACAAUAAUUUUGUAUACACCGAAAAAUCCUCGGCUAAACGAGCGACAAACGGCGAGGUCGAGGUGAAGGUUUACAAAGUUGGAGAAUCGCCGGAUCUUAGUCCGGUGAAAAACGCACGAAAUGGGGAAGCGGAGGAAACGGAAGUUAAAAGAGCGAGGAAAUGGCCAACUGAUAAAGCCUAUUAUAUAACCAAGGAGCUUCUCGUGACAGAACGAACGUACAAGAAGGAUUUGGAUGUUAUUAAUGUGUGUUUCCGGGAGGAAGUUUCCAGGGAAGCGGAAUUAGAAGGGGAAUCGGUAGUCUCUCUGAUCGAGUUGCUCGCUGACGCUCACGGGCCUUGCCUCCAGGAGAUGGAGGUACGCAUUAAUCGCUGGGAGAACAACGUCCGUCACAAUAUCGGCGAUUUUCUCUACAAUACGUUGUUGAACAUCCUGCCUCUCUACGACCAGUACCUCGAGAAUCUAAUUCCGGUGCUGGAGAAAAUGGAAUACUCGAUGCGAACGUCACAACGCUUCGAUCAACUCUGCCGGGAUUUCGAGUCACAGAAGCAUUGCUAUUUGCCGUUGACCUCAUUCCUUUUGAAACCUUUGCAACGAUUAUUGCAUUACAACAGUAUUAUCGACAGAUUAUUGGAUUAUUAUCCGAAAGACCAUACCGAUUUUGAAGAUUGUUUGGCAGCGAGAGAUAGACUCGGCGAAACGCUACUUGAGGGACUUACAAUUAUAAAUCAAGCGGAAAACCUGGUACAAUUGUGCGAAAUGCAACGAGACAUUACUGGCUUUGACAAUUUAGUGCAAGAAGGUCGAAGGUUCAUUAGACUAGGGUGUCUACAGAAGUAUAGUCGUAAAGGUUUUCAACAGCGUAUGUUCUUCUUGUUCUCGGACGUGUUAUUGUAUACAUUCCGUACUCAACAACCAACACAAUGCUUCCGUGUACAUGGUCAACUACCAUUGAAAGGAAUGAAGAUUCAAGAUGCGGAUAAUAAAACUGGGACGGAUUUCGCGUUUAUUAUUGAUGGACAAGGAAAUCAAUCAUUAACAGUUGCAACAGGUAAUGAAGAAGAGAAAGAGAGAUGGAUAGAAGAUUUGAACAUCGCUGUAACGCAAGCCGAUGCGUCAGAUGCGAAGAUGCCAUAUUUGAGUUUAAAGUCUUGUAUUUUAGGUUCAGCUGACGAAGUCGGAGAUGGUGUAGGAUUAGAAGUAGAUCGAACUAGUUGCGGAGGUGCAAAGGCCUCACAACGUAGCAAUACUACAGUUCAUGUUUGCUGGCAUCGCAAUACAAGUAUUAGUUACAGCGAUCAAUUACGAGCGUUUCAGAAUCAGCUAAGUGGAUUUCUUCUGCGGAAAUUCAAAAAUAGCAAUGGUUGGCAAAAGCUCUGGGUUGUAUUUACUAACUUUUGCUUAUUCUUCUACAAGUCUCAUCUAGAUAAUUUUCCCUUGGCUAGUUUGCCGUUAUUAGGAUACACUGUAUCCACACCGUCGGAAAAAGACGGGAUUAAUAAGGAUUUUGUAUUCAAACUACAAUUCAAGAAUCAUGUAUAUUUCUUCCGAGCAGAAAGUGAUUAUACUUUUGGAAGAUGGAUUGAAGUCAUUCGAAGUGCAACUCAACAAAGCCAUGUGCCCGCCAGCAUGAAUGGAAAAGAAGAAUAUUAGAAUUUAAUCUAUACAUGAUAAUGAAAAAAUUAUCAAGAUAUGAACCAUUUAUCAAAGAAUUAUGCUAUGUAGUAUGAUUUUGAGAUGUGUAACAAGAAAGUCUAAAUCUUUGGCCUUAUACUUGAAAUCAAAAAUUGCGUGUAUCUCGGAUUUUAUAUCUAUCUAAAAAUUAAUCAGUGCUCUGGAAGAAUAACUCAUGUCCAAUUGCAUUUUUUACUAUUAUGUAAAUUAUAGAUUUACAUACUGGUAAUAUCUUGGAAGCAUUUACUUAAAAGUGAUAUUUUUAAUCAUAAUUCUUCUAAGAUUGUAUUUUCAAACUGAAGUCAUUCUUCUAGAAAACGUUACAAGAGAGUUUGAAGAUAAUUAAAAAUUUUAAUAUAAAUAAAUAAUAUAAUGAC
This is a messenger RNA of Nylanderia fulva, 7897 nucleotides long. Its product is annotated as FERM, ARHGEF and pleckstrin domain-containing protein 1-like. Gene Ontology annotation, molecular function: guanyl-nucleotide exchange factor activity. Lineage: Eukaryota; Metazoa; Arthropoda; Insecta; Hymenoptera; Formicidae. The record is from RefSeq and is a predicted model, not a curated record.